This is a messenger RNA of Vanrija pseudolonga, 3049 nucleotides long. RefSeq names its product Exportin-2 (gene CSE1L). The record is from RefSeq and is a predicted model, not a curated record. Gene Ontology annotation, molecular function: small GTPase binding; nuclear export signal receptor activity. Lineage: Eukaryota; Fungi; Basidiomycota; Tremellomycetes; Trichosporonales; Trichosporonaceae. Bases 12 to 2993 code for a protein of 993 amino acids. Gene Ontology annotation, biological process: protein import into nucleus; protein export from nucleus. Gene Ontology annotation, cellular component: cytosol; nuclear envelope. The transcript has 14 exons.
CACCUACCAAAAUGCAGGCGACGCCAGAGACACUCCAGGCGCUCUCCAGCUACCUCGCAUCGACAGUCGCCCCAGAGGCAUCGACACGCCGUCUGGCAGAGGAGUCGCUGAGGCAAGGGGAGAAGCAGCAGGGCUUCCUCCAGCUCGUCCUCGAGAUUGUUCGCUCCGAUGCCACCGACAUGGUCGUCCGCCAGGCAGGCGCUCUCUACUUCAAGAACACGGUCAAGCGUCUGUGGGGUGAUGACGAGGAAGAGGAGGUCAAGAUCUCAGAGCAGGACAAGCAGGCCGUCAAGGCUCAGCUCGUCCCUCUAAUGAUCGCCCUUGGCACCCCUCAGACCGCAAAGCUCCAGAGCCAGAUCGGAGAGGGCCUUUCGACCAUUGCCUCGCUCGACUUCCCCGACAAGUGGGAGGGUCUCAUUGACGAGCUCGUCAACAGCUUGACCCCCGACAACUUUGUUGUCAACAAUGGUGUGCUCGCCACCGCUCACUCUAUCUUCAAGCGCUGGAGGCAUCAGUUCCGCACCAACAAGCUCUUCUCUGAGAUCAACUUUGUCCUCGACCGCUUCUGCAAGCCCCACUUCGAGCUCUUCAAGCAUGUCGACCAGCUCCUCUCGACCCCUGCGGGACAGCCUCUCCCUCCCAACGCCUCCCUCCCCCUCCUUGCCCAGGCUCUCCUCCUCCUCAUCCAGAUCUUCCACGACCUCUCGUCCCAGGAUCUUCCUCCAUUCUUCGAGGACAACCUUGGCUCGUUCAUGGGCGACGACAGCCAGCAGGGCUGGCUCCUCAAGUACUUGAGCUGGGAGCGUCCAGAGCUCAAGGGUGACGAUGACGACGAGGCCCCCGGCCCUCUCCAGAAGAUUCGCGCUUCGAUCUGUGAGAUCGCCGAGCUGUAUGCCCAGAAGUACUCGGAUGCCUACCCCCAGCUGGGCAACUUUGUCAACGGUGUUUGGCAGAUGCUCACCACCGUUGGUGCCGGUACCCGCGAGGAUGUUCUCGUCUCUCGUGCGCUCAAGUUCCUCUCGGUUGUUGUCAAGAUGGGCAACCACCGAGACAUGUUCGCGGCCAAGGAGACCCUCACUGCGUUCUGCGAGAAGAUCAUUCUUCCCAACAUGAGCCUUCGUGAGCACGAGGAGGAGAUGUUCGAGGAUGACCCGGCCGAGUACAUUCGUCGCGACCUGGAGCCUUCAGCAGAGAGUGACACGCGCCGCGCAGCCGCCACCGAGUUCACUCAGGCUCUGAUGACCAACUUCGAGGCCGACGUUACCAGCAUCAUUCAGGGUUACAUCACCCAGUUCCUCCAGCAGUACCAGCAAAACCCGUCGGCCAACUGGAAGAGCAAGGACACUGCCAUCUACCUGCUUACGUCUAUUGCUGCUCGUGGAUCGACUGCCCAGCGUGGUGUCACCUCUGUCAACAACUUUGUUGACGUUGUCGACUUCUUUGGCCAGAAUGUCUUUGCGGACCUGCAGGCUGCUCCUGGCACCGUUCACCCCAUUCUUACGGUGGACGCCAUCAAGUACCUCUACACUUUCCGCAACCAGCUCACCAAGGAUCAACUCGUCUCCGUCCUCCCCCUUCUGGUCCAGCACCUCAGCUCUGACAACUACGUGGUCUAUACCUACGCUGCCACGACUAUUGAGCGUAUUCUCUUCAUCAAGAACGAGAGCCGCCAGCCUCUCUUUACGUCGGUGGACGUUCGCCCCUUCGCCGAGAACAUCCUCAUGGCGGCCUUCACGAGCAUCGAGCGCGGUGACACGCCUGAGAAGAUCGCCGAGAACGACCACCUGAUGAAGUGCGUUAUGCGUGUCAUCAUCACCGCUCGUGGCGAGCUCGCUCCUCACUACGAGGCUAUCCUCACUCGCCUGGUCAACAUCAUCGGCCAGAUUAGCAAGAACCCUAGCAACCCGCGCUUCAACCAGUACAGCUUCGAGUCCAUCUCCGCCCUCAUCCGGUUUGUCUGCGAGGUUAACCCUGCGGCUCUUUCCACAUUCGAGGGUGCUCUCUUCGGACCUGCCGAGGUCAUCUUGGCUCAGGACGUUACUGAGUUCAUCCCCUACAUCUUCCAAAUCCUUGCCCAGCUUCUUGAGCUGCACGCCCCCAACGACCUGCCAAGCGAGUACCAGCAGCUCCUUGGCCCAUUGCUCUCUGCCUCUCUCUGGGAGCAGCGCGGCAACGUCCCUGCCCUGGCGCGUAUCUGGAAGGCCCUCCUCAUGCGUGGAGCUUCUGUCGUUGUCGCCAACAACCAGAUCCCCGGUCUUCUUGGUAUCUUCCAGCGUCUCAUUGCGUCGAAGAACAACGACGUGUACGGCUUUGAGAUCCUCCAGGCUCUGUACGAGUUUGUCCCUCUCGACACCAUGCGCGCGUACACCAACGACAUCUUCAUGCUGCUCUUGAACCGCCUGCAAACCAAGCCUUCGGCCCAGUUUUCGCAGGCCUUCGUCUACUUCUACACCUUCCUUGCGGCCAUUGACAACGUUGGACCUGACGCGGCCAUCUCGUUUGUCGACGGUGUUCAGCCCGGUCUGUUCGGCAACCUCAUGAAGGGUGUCGUUCUCCCCAACACCCAGAAGGCGCCUGUGAAGAGCCGUCGCGUGAUCGAAGUAGGCUUGACCAAGUACCUGACCAAGUCGGACGCUAUCCUUGUGGAGCCAACUGUUGGCUUCUGGACCCCCAUCUUCCUUGCAUUGCUUGACCUCUUUGCCCUUCCCCAGGACCUCACCUACGCUGGACAAGACGCCCUGAACGAGCUCGACCCCGAGGACACUGGCUUCCAGGCGUCCUUCUCCAAGCUUGGAGCGUCGGAGCGCCAGGCACACGACCCAGUCCGUGGCGUCGGAAACGAGAAGGAGUAUGCCGCGAGCGAGCUUGCUCGCCGCAGCAAUGAGCGUCCUGGUGUCCUGGGCCCUCUUAUUGCCCAGGCCCAGGCCGCCGAGCCCAAGACUGUCGGCGAGUUCUCCCAGUACCUGCAGUCCAACGGUAUCACCAUUGCUUAGAACGGCGACGAGCGAAUGAGCGCCACACAACCAACCUGCAUUGUGCCAUAUCGAGU